AGGGGCGUGGCUCAGAUUUCCAACGUGCUAGUGACACCGCUCUUGAGUGCAAGCUUGUUUUUAUACAGUCUAUGGUGUAAACGAGUGAAAUCGUAACGAUGUCUCUUUACCGAAACACAGUUUGGUUACUGAAGGGUCUACAGGAAUAUACGAAGGGCGGUUAUGAGGCAGCGGCGAGGAGCUUCAGCGAGGCGGAUCUGGAGGUGAAUGUGAGCGGCCGCUCGUUCAUCAUCACCGGAGCGAACAGCGGCAUCGGUAGAGCCGCCGCCUGCGAAAUCGCCAAAAGAGGUGGGACAGUACAUCUGGUGUGCAGAAAUGAAGAUCGUGCAAAGGAGGCAAGAAAAGACGUUGUGGAGCAAAGUAAAAAUGAGAAUGUCCAUGUUCACUUAGUUGACAUGUCCAACCCCAGGAAAGUGUGGGAGUUUGCUAGUGGAUUCUCUCAGAAUCACAAUCUACAUGUUCUGAUCAAUAAUGCAGGUUGCAUGGUCAAUCAGAGAGAACUGACUGAGGAUGACCUGGAGAAAAACUUUGCGACAAACACACUAGGGACAUAUAUACUGACAACAGCACUGAUUCCUACACUGAAGAAGUCAGAGAAUCCCAGAGUGAUCACUGUAUCAUCUGGUGGGAUGCUGGUUCAGAAGUUAAAUGUAGAGGACCUUCAGUUCGAGAAAGGCUCUUUUGACGGCACCAUGGCCUAUGCACAGAACAAGAGGCAACAGGUGAUCAUGACAGAGCAAUGGGCAGCUCAACACAAAGAAGUCCACUUCUCAUCCAUGCACCCAGGCUGGGCAGACACCCCAGCGGUGCGGUCAUCCAUGCCAGAUUUUUAUGCGAAAAUGAAGAAUAAACUCCGUACUGAAGCUCAAGGUGCCGACACAGUGGUGUGGCUGGCCAUAUCAGAUACUGCCAGCAGACAGCCCAGCGGCCUCUUCUUCCAAGACAGAAAAGCGGUUUCUACGCAUCUGCCACUGGCCUCCUCCAGGACUUCUCCAGCUGAAGACCAGAAGCUGAUGAGUGAGUUGGAGGAGCUCGCUGUGAAAUUCAAGAGUUAAUCGGUUGGGUUAGUGGCCAAAUCCAAAGAAGCCAUCAUUCCACACAGAGACUAUGCUAUUCAUUCUUAACAACGGUGAGAAUUGCAGAGACGUGAAAAGCUCAUGAAUACUAUAACAAAAAGACUACCCAAAACAACCUGAAAUGUUUAAAAUAUUUAAAACCUAUUGUCUAUUCUUCGAACAAAUACACUCCUAAGGAUUUUUUUUAUUAUACUAGACAACUUUUGCAAUAUGGAAAUAGCAGAUUAUUUUAUUCAUAAAUCUAAAACUACUAUUCCAAAAAAAAAAGCCAUCAAGACUCAAUAGUUGUCUAAGAACAUGCUAUACAGCACUACCUACAACUUGUAUUCAAAUUAAACAAAUAAAUGUGAAAAUAGCUACUAAAAAUAAAAGACUACUACUAAAAAAUAACUCUUUUCAUUUUUGUCAAUUC
Sinocyclocheilus anshuiensis is the source of this 1488-nucleotide messenger RNA. It is a transcript of the gene dhrs12, whose product is annotated as dehydrogenase/reductase (SDR family) member 12. The transcript is spliced from 10 exons. The record is from RefSeq and is a predicted model, not a curated record. Bases 99 to 1055 code for a protein of 318 amino acids. NCBI's taxonomy places the organism in Eukaryota, Metazoa, Chordata, Actinopteri, Cypriniformes, Cyprinidae.